AUGAAUUCAGCUGAAUUAUUUGAUGUUGAAGACAAUGAUGAAGUUAUUAAAAAUAUCAUGAAAGUAGAAACAGACAAAGAAGAUGAAGUCCUAGAUUGUUCUGUGAUCUCAAGAUCUUCUGAAAAAAACUCACUCGAUGGUCUAGUGUCCUGUGUACAAGACACAAACAAACGAAAACGGACUUCAUUUGGUUGUGAUGGUUCAGUAAGUCACCAAGAAAUUUUAACAAGUGUGAAAAAAAGAGGCCUUACACAAGAGGGCCUUCUUUCAAGCUUGAAGAAUAGAGAUGGGUCACCUACUCAGGAAGAUGUUGAGCAGCCAAAUAAAAAUAAUACUCCCAAUGUAACAUGGCUUUGCGAAGAAGCCACCUUGAACAACACAAUCAUGCCAUCAUAUAAAAAACCUCUCUAUGGGAUCUCUCACAAAAUUUCAGAGAAGAAGAAUUUGCCAGGAACAGAACAGUUCAUUUCCUACGAUUUGUUGGAAAAGAUUAAUCCUAGCAGUCCUUCCAAUCUUCGAACUUUGAAUGAGCAACGAAAAAGAGAGAGUAGUUCUAUUAUAGCUGCUCCAUCAGAGCCUGAUCCAAACAUAUAUUCCUUGAUACAAAAAAUGUUCUAUACACUGAAUACCUUAAAUUCCAACAUGACUCAGCUUCACAGCAAAGUAGACUUGUUAUCACUAGAAGUUGGUAGAAUUAAAAAGCAUGUCAGCCCCACAGACACUGUAGCAGAAUUCAGGCCUCCUCCUGAGUAUCAGCUGACUGCCUCAGAACUCAAGCAGAUCAUGGAUCAGAGUUCAUCUGGUGGAGAUUUGGCUUGCCGCUUACUAGUGCAGCUUUUCCCAGAGCUCUUCAGUGAGGAUGAGUUAAAUAGGACCUGUAGUACUUGUGGAUAUCUUAACAAAAAGAAACUUGAGUCACUACAUCUGCAGCUUAUCCAAAAUUAUGUGGAAGUUUGUUACCCUUCUGUGAAGAAUCCUGCUGUUUGGCAGGCAGAGUGUUUGCCUCAGGUCAAUGACUUUUUCAACAGUUUCUGGGCUCAAAAAGACAUGGAAAAUAGCCAGUCCUCCAGUUUUUAUGAUACUGAUCAGGUCAUUGAUGGCAAGGAUGAGGAGGAUACUCUUCCUAUGGAGCGGAGUAGUUCCAUUGCCUCAGACUGGGUUUUUGAUGCUCAGGACCUAAACGGAUUUUUAGAUGAAGCUUCCUCUCCUGGAGAAUUCUGUGUAUUUUUGUUACACAGAUUGUUCCCUGAACUCUUUGAUCACAGGAAGUUGGCUGAGAGGUACAGUUGUUAUGGAGAAUGUGGGAAACAAGAGCUUGACCCUCAACGACUCCAAGUAAUCCGCAGGUACACUGAAAUUUACUUUCCUUCUAUGCAGGAGAGGAAGGCCUGGUUACAGCAUUGUGUUCAACGAAUAAAUGAUGAACUUGAAAGCAUGUAUAUGGAUGACAGCGAGAGUGAACAGAUGAGAGAUGGUUGCUACGAUUCUUACAGCUUGCCUGAUGAUGUAUCUGUUAUAAAAGUGGAAGAUAAUUUUGAGUAUGAAAGGCCAGGUAGAAGAUCAAAAAAGAUUUGGCUUGUGCCUAUAGACUUUGAUAAGCUUGAGAUCCCUGUCCCUGAUUUUGAUGUUUCUGUCCCAGACUAUCUGUUAAGCAAAGAACAGCUUAAGAAUAUAUAUGAAAGUAGCUUGUCUAUUGGCAAUUUUGCUUCUCGAUUACUUGUUCAUUUAUUCCCUGAAUUGUUUACUCAUGAAAACCUAAGGAAACAAUAUAAUUGUAGUGGAUCUCUGGGCAAGAAACAGCUUGACCCCAUUAGGAUUAAAUUAAUUCGACACUAUGUGCAAAUGUUGUACCCAAGAGCUAAAAAUGACAGAGUGUGGACAUUGGAAUUUGUUGGGAAGCUUGAUGAGAGAUGUCGUCGCAGAGAUACGGAACAGAGACGCUCAUACCAAUUGCAGCGAAAAGUUCACAUGCCAGGACCUGAAAGGAGAGAAUUUCUGACCUAUGCAAUAAACCCUGAAAGAUUUAAAGAAGAAUUUGAAGGACCGCCAUUGCCUCCAGAAAGAAGCAACAAAGAUUUUUGCAAGAUACCACUUGAGGAACUUGUUGUUCCUCCUCCAGACUUUCCUGUGCCUUCACUAUAUUUGCUGUCUGAUAAAGAAGUAAGGGAGAUAGUACAGCAGAGCCUUUCAGUUGGUAAUUUUGCUGCCAGACUUCUAGUAAGGCUUUUUCCAGAGCUUUUUACUUCAGAUAAUCUCAGAUUGCAAUACAACCAUUCAGGGGCUUGUAAUAAAAAGCAGCUUGAUCCAGUCAGGCUGAGACUAAUCCGUCAUUACGUUGAAGCUGUUUAUCCUGUUGAGAAGAUGGAUGAAGUGUGGCAUUAUGAAUGUAUACCAAGUAUUGAUGAAAGAUGCAGACGCCCCAAUAGAAAAAAGUGUGACAUACUGAAAAAAGCCAAGAAAGCAAAAAGUAACGGGAUUGUUAAAGUUUCCAAAGAUGUUGACCACUAACUUUUUAAAACAAAUACUUUGUUUGUAAUUGAGAGGUCAACCUUUUGUUUUCUAUCCAACACUUAUCAGUACAUUCACUUUACACUAGGGCAAUUGACAACUAAGAUUGUCACAUAUAUGGGAACGGGCAAUGCAAUAGCUUGGGUUGGGGUAAAGGAAGUAAGGUACAAUCCUGUGGAAAUGUCUGCUAAAAUCCUGUCUAAAUGAAUAGAUACUGUGUGAGAACACCUUGUGUUCAUUUCAGUAGGCCUUUUUUAGGGCUAGGUACAGUACCUUUAUGUACGUCCUACAUUGAACACAGAAAAAAAUCUGAAUUAUUAAAUGAACACAUCAGUUAAAAAUAAUUUUCAUCAGAGGAAAGCUCUUAAUCAUAGCUGUAAUCCCACUUUUAAAUUUUGUAAUUGAUUUUAACAAAUCUUGUGUUCUUUGGCACAGUUUUCAGUACAUUUAAUCAGUUAUUUAGAAAUUAUUUUUUUCUAGAAAUUCAAACUUGUAGUCUUUUAACUACCAUAAUUUGGAAAAAAAGUUGAUCUUUCAGAGAGUUUCUGUGAUAAUUAUGACUUUCUUAUAUUUGUUUGAACAGUGGGAGUGAAAAUAUUACAAAAUCAAUGAACAGAAGAGUUAUAAUUUUGUCAGUUUUCCAUGUUAUAGUUCAAUUAUUGUAAAAAUUAAGACUGUGAUCAUGGACUUAUUUAACGUGUUUAUGUUAAAAUUCUAGUACUGAUACUUCAGUUUUUAUUCAUAAGUUAUUUCAUUGUCUCAAUGUGACCUCUUGCUAUAAGUACUACUGAUAUGAGUGGAGAUUGUGAAACAGAAUCCUGCCUUGUAUCAGUAGAGCUAUGGUGCUAUUACCUGUAACUUUCACUACUUAUAAAAAUACUUGAAUCAAGGAAUGUAGAAAAACAUUUAACCCCAUACUCUUUUUUUUUUUUUUUUGGUAAAAUGACUGCAGCCUUUCAAAGGUUUAAAAUAUUAAAUAUGACAUAUAUCUAUAUUUGAUUCUUUGGAAUUAUAUAUCGAGAGUCUAGUGCAUCAUAUGUACUUUUAUAUUUAUUUCUGUGAAUACAGUCCAUCCCAAAUGAUUUCAUUAUCAUGGAAAACAAUAGUUAUUUCUUUAAUCAUUGUAACUCAUAAUUGACUAGGAAUAGGUAA
Molecule: messenger RNA, 3660 nt
Organism: Eublepharis macularius
Lineage: Eukaryota; Metazoa; Chordata; Lepidosauria; Squamata; Eublepharidae
Gene: BEND3
Product: BEN domain containing 3
Exons: 3
Coding region: 1-2508 (835 amino acids)
Biological process (GO): rDNA heterochromatin formation
Cellular component (GO): heterochromatin
Molecular function (GO): DNA binding
Source: RefSeq, a predicted model, not a curated record